Molecule: messenger RNA, 876 nt
Organism: Didymodactylos carnosus
Lineage: Eukaryota; Metazoa; Rotifera; Eurotatoria; Philodinida; Philodinidae
Source: the annotation of a GenBank genome assembly
AUGACGAUUGAUGGUAGCACAAAAAUCGAAAAGGAAAAUGAAACACCGGUCACAUCGACCAGGCCCGAAGAAGGUAACUUUUUGACCAAUUUCUUCCAGAAACUGAGCUCUCCCUUCACAGCAAAAAAUAUAGAUGAUGCAAAUGACACACUAAAAGAUGGUGGUUUUGAGAACCUGGAUGAUAACCUUGUUGCUACUACACGUUCGGCACCGAUAAAAACUGAAAUCAAAAAUAUAUCGAAACAGAAAAGAAAAAGCGUUGAAAACGUUGGUGCAAACAGUGAUCUGUUAUCCAAAUUUAAAGGAUUAUUCGGCAGCGACCGCCGUUCUAGUAUUCCGUCGGCUACAAAAAGUGAUGUUAUCACAUCUUCAGCAGCAGCACCAGCAAAAGAGAAGGAGAGUGAUGAUGUCGGUAUACUUAAGUUAUUUACAGGAAUAUUUACCCCUUCUUCCACUACUGCUACUACGUCUGUCCCGACAACAACUACUUUAACUACCACAGCCAGUGCGGACAACGGAACUGCUUUACAAACUUCAAUUUCGACAGCUAAGCCUGCUAUCGAUAGUGACUUCCUAACAAAAAUUAAAUCUGUGUUCGUCAGCGAUAAUCCUACUGCUCCAGCUCAAACUACUUCUGCUGAAAAUGCAAAUCCCGUUAAUGCCUUCUCAGAAUCCACAACAGUGGAUGAAAAGAAAUUUGUUUCCGCAACCGAACAAGAUCUGCCAACAAGAUUAAAAAAUUUUUAUGAGGAAUUGGGUGAAGAAUCAUCUGUUGUUCUUGGUCAAUUGAAAAAUGAAGAACUAUUUAAUAUGAGAAAAACGCGUGCACAUCAAUACAAAAGAACUUUAUCCAUGGCUAAUGACAGCAAAAAUUGA